AUCAUUCGUUCCUAAUUUUUUUUGGCGACAUAAACAUUAGGUGAUCACCUUAAUAAAUUUUUGGAAAUUUUUAAAAUUUUCCCUAUUUAAAGACACCAACCCAAUCCCUCUUCUCACCUCCCUCACUGCCUCCUCCCUCUCGGUCCCUGUUCUUGCCAGAUUAGCAGUAGCAGCCAUGGCUCUCCUCAGUGAUCUCAUCAACCUCGAUCUCAGUAAUACCACUGACAAGAUCAUAGCUGAAUAUGUUUGGAUCGGCGGAUCAGGCAUGGACUUGAGGAGCAAAGCAAGGACUUUGCCUGGACCAGUGACCGACCCUGCAAAACUCCCCAAAUGGAACUACGAUGGUUCCAGCACAGACCAAGCUCCGGGAGACGAUAGCGAAGUCAUCCUAUACCCUCAAGCGGUAUUCAAGGAUCCCUUUAGAAGAGGAAACAACAUCUUGGUGAUGUGCGAUACUUACACGCCAGCCGGCGACCCCAUUCCCACCAAUAAGCGAUUCAAUGCUGCCAAGAUCUUUAGCCACUCGGAUGUUGCUGCUGAGGAGCCAUGGUAUGGGAUUGAGCAAGAGUACACUCUCCUUCAGAAGGACGUUAAGUGGCCUCUUGGAUGGCCUGUUGGAGGAUUUCCAGGACCACAGGGCCCUUAUUACUGUGGGGUAGGAGCUGACAAGUCCUUUGGCAGAGACAUUGUGAACUCCCAUUACAAGGCUUGCCUUUAUGCUGGCAUUAACAUCAGUGGAAUCAACGGGGAGGUGAUGCCUGGUCAGUGGGAAUUUCAAGUAGGACCAUGUGUUGGGAUUCAUGCGGGAGAUCAAUUGUGGAUUGCCCGAUACAUUCUCGAGCGAAUCACUGAAAUUGCUGGAGUGGCUCUUUCUUUCGACCCCAAACCAAUACCGGGUGACUGGAACGGUGCAGGGGCUCACACCAACUACAGCACAAAGUCCAUGAGAAAUGAUGGCGGCAUCCAUGUGAUCAAGAAGGCCAUUGAGAAGCUCGGUUUGCGCCACAAGGAGCACAUUGCUGCCUAUGGAGAGGGUAACGAGAGACGCCUAACAGGUCGUCAUGAGACUGCAGAUAUCAAUUCGUUCUCUUGGGGCGUUGCAAACAGGGGAGCCUCCAUCCGUGUUGGCCGUGACACUGAGAAGGCAGGAAAAGGUUACUUCGAAGACAGAAGGCCCGCAUCCAACAUGGAUCCCUACGUUGUGACAUCAAUGAUCGCUGAAACCACCAUUCUCUGGAAGCCUUAGAGGUGGAAACAGGUGCUUUGGAAGUUGAGAAGGAAACAGCUACAUAAGAUUAACAAUCUAUAUCAUAAUCCUCUCAUCUUCUUUGUUGGGCGAGUGGGUGAACUUGUUUUUGUUGCUUUGAAUUGCUGGGAUUGGCAUUCAAUGUGUUGUUCUGCUUUUAGUUAGUCAUUUGCUUUCUGCUGAUUGAUCGAACAAACGACCUUAUUGGUCUCUUAAAUAAAAAAGGUAGUUGAUUUGAAUUA
Theobroma umbraticum is the source of this 1488-nucleotide messenger RNA. RefSeq names its product glutamine synthetase cytosolic isozyme 1-like. Gene Ontology annotation, molecular function: glutamine synthetase activity. Gene Ontology annotation, cellular component: cytoplasm. The record is from RefSeq and is a predicted model, not a curated record. NCBI's taxonomy places the organism in Eukaryota, Viridiplantae, Streptophyta, Magnoliopsida, Malvales, Malvaceae.